AUGGACUGUGGGCCACCUGCUGCCCUCCAGCCCCAUCUGGCUGGGCCGCCUGGCACUGCCCACCACCCAGUGGCCGUGUGCCAGCAGGAGAGUCUGUCCUUCACGGAGCUGCCCAUCCUGCAGCCUCCAGGCCCUGUGUGUCUGGAUCUCUUCCCUGUGGCUCCAGAGGAGCUGCAGGCACCUGGCAGCCGCUGGUCUCUGGGGACCCCCGCUCCCCUCCAGGGGCUGCUAUGGCCACCGCCCCCAGGAGGCGCAGACCCCGAGCUCUCCACCAGCGGGGGAAUGCGGCCCAGCAGGGCUGGCAGCUGGCCACACUGUCCUAGUGCCCAGCCCCCAGCCCUGGAGGGACCCUGGAGUCCCCAGCACCCACAGCCACAGCGCCGGGCCAGCCACGGCUCAGAGAAGAAGUCAGCCUGGCGCAAGAUGCGGGUGUACCAGAGAGAAGAGGCCCUUGGUGGCCCCGAGGCCCACGCUGUCUUCCUGGAGCCGAGUCAGGCCGCGGAGCAGGCGCUGAGCGCAGAGGAGCCCCAGCCCGCGGGGUUGCCUGGGCCGGCUCGUGGGGGCCUCGAGGGGCCUGAGCGGAGGCGCUUCUCGGCCUCUGAGCUGAUGACCCGCUUGCACUCUUCCCUGCGCUUGGGGCGGAAUUCAGCAGCCAGGGCACUGAUCCCAGGGUCAGGGUCAGGCCCCAGAGCCGCCCUAGAAGGGAAAGCGCCUGGAAGAGACUCGCGCAGUGUAGAGAUGAGGGUGGACACCACAGCGACGCCAGCUCCUGUUGACCUGAGCGGGGUCCCCGACAGCUGGCAGGAGCCCAGGCUGGAUGCGCGGGAAGAGCCGGCGCCAGGGCCCCGGAGCGCCAGCGAGCGGCGCCAGUCCCGCUUCCUGCUUAACUCCGUCCUCUACCAGGAAUACAGCGACGUGGCCAGCGCCCGCGAGCUGCGGCGGCAGCAGCGCGAGGAGGGCGCGGCGGACGAGGUGGAGGGCGCGGAGGAGGGCCCGGGGCCGCCGCGCGCCGACCUCUCCCCGAGCAGCUCGUUCAGGGCGCAGCGCGCUGCGCGGGGCUCCACCUUCUCGCUGUGGCAGGACAUUCCCGACGUGCGCGGCAGCGGCGUCCUGGCCACGUUGAGCCUGCGCGACUGCAAACUGCAGGAGGCCAAGUUUGAGCUGAUCACGUCCGAGGCCUCAUACAUCCACAGUCUGUCGGUGGCCGUGGGCCACUUCUUAGGCUCAGCCGAACUGAGUGAGUGCCUGGGGACACAGGACAAGCAGUGGCUGUUCUCCAAACUGCCCGAGGUCAAGAGCACCAGCGAGAGGUUCCUGCAGGACCUGGAGCAGCGGCUGGAGGCGGAUGUCCUCCGCUUCAGCGUGUGCGACGUGGUCCUGCAGCACUGUCCGGCCUUCCGGCGUGUCUACCUGCCCUACGUCACCAACCAGGCCUACCAGGAGCGCACCUACCAGCGCCUGCUCCUGGAGAACCCCAAGUUCCCUGGCAUCCUGGCUCGCCUGGAGGAGUCUCCUGUGUGCCAGCGGCUGCCCCUCACUUCCUUCCUCAUCCUGCCGUUUCAGAGGAUCACCCGCCUCAAGAUGCUGGUGGAGAACAUCCUGAAGCGGACAGCGCAGGGCUCUGAAGAUGAAGACAUGGCCACCAAGGCCUUCAACGCCCUCAAGGAGCUGGUGCAAGAGUGCAAUGCCAGUGUGCAGACCAUGAAGAGGACAGAGGAGCUCAUCCAUCUGAGCAAGAAGAUCCACUUUGAGGGCAAGAUCUUCCCGCUGAUCUCUCAGGCCCGCUGGCUGGUUCGGCACGGGGAGCUGGUGGAGCUGGCACCCCUGCCCGCGGUGCCCCCUGCCAAGCUGAAGCUGUCCAGCAAGGCGGUCUACCUGCACCUCUUCAAUGAUUGCCUGCUGCUCUCCCGGCGGAAGGAGCUGGGGAAGUUUGCCGUCUUCGUCCAUGCGAAGAUGGCAGAGCUGCAGGUGAAGGACCUGAGCCUCAAGCUGCAGGGCAUCCCCGGCCAUGUGUUCCUCCUUCAGCUCCUCCACGGGCAGCACACGAAGCACCAGUUCCUGCUGAGGGCCCGGACGGAGAGCGAGAAGCAGCGAUGGAUCUCGGCCCUGUGCCCCUCCAGCCCCCAGGAGGACAAGGAGGUCAUCAGCGAGGGGGAAGACCACCCCCAGGUCCAGUGUGUCAGAACAUACAAGGCGUCGCAGCCAGACGAGCUGACCUUGGAGAAGACGGACAUCCUGGCCGUGAGGAUGCGGACCAGUGACGGCUGGCUGGAAGGGGUGCGCCUGGCAGAUGGCGAAAAGGGCUGGGUGCCCCAGGCCUACGUGGAGGAGAUCAGCAGCCUCAGUGCCCGCCUCCGGAACCUCCGGGAAAAUAAGCGGGUCACAAGUGCCACCAGCAAGCUGGGGGGCCCCCCCGUGUGA
This is a messenger RNA of Rangifer tarandus platyrhynchus (Svalbard reindeer), 2421 nucleotides long. The record is from the annotation of a GenBank genome assembly. Lineage: Eukaryota; Metazoa; Chordata; Mammalia; Artiodactyla; Cervidae.